AGUUUUUUCCGAUAUUAAAGGUUAUGGCUGUAUGUUCUGCAUAUGAACCAUUAAAAACACAUUAACCGUAUUGUAUGAACUGUAUUGUCAUACAUCAGUAAUCUAUUCGUACUGAAGCAAGGCAAGUGAUAUGUUUUACGAUUUGGUUGAGUAUAAGGGUAGAAUUAGAAAUGUAGUUAAUAUGGAUAACUAAUAUUAGUAAUGCUUCCCCUGAAAAGGUGGGAAAAUAUGAUUUGUCAAAUGUAUUAAACCAUAUGACAUGUGAAGUAUGCAAACUAGUUGUUUAUCUUACUUUCUUUAAAGUCAAACCCACUUUUGCGUGUUGCUGCAUGAGUAAUUCAGUGUGUGUCGUUCCACAGUUACAUUGUAAUAUAUUCAAUACAACUGUCAUAACCUAAUUCUCAGUAUGAGCAUGCUUAUAAAGAGGGUCUGUUUCAUAUAGGGGCCAACAUUUUGUAAACUGAAAGAGAAAUGUUGUGUUGAUUUAACAUCUUGAAAACAUCAUUACCUGCCCCUUCUUGUAAUCAUGUGCAGUAGGGUAGGGUUCAUUGUAGGAACUGAGUAUAAAACUAGAAUCUGAUGCCCCUAGCAUAUAUAUUUUCCCCUUCAAAUAUAGCUUUUUACUUGUAAUUAUAAACAUGUGAACAUGUAAAAUUAUUGAACAUGUGUGUCAACUAUUCAACUUGAUUGUGUCACACAACCAAGACAAAUUCCUUUUAUGUGAAAACCUACAGAAACCCAUUUAUGAUUAAUUGAACGAAUGUUUCAUGUAUUUGUUGGAUAAUGUGAGGGUACAAAGCUCAGUUCCUGACUAAGAUGCCAAAGAUGAUCAGCAAUCAGGUAAGUUAUUACCUGAAAAAUUAACAAAUAUAAAUAAAAAUGUAAAGGGUGUGGUGACAUCAAUAAAUGUAUGAUUCCACCACCUAUAUAUUAUGCACGACAUCUAUGAGUAUUUGAACUGAUAUUGUAAUAUUGUAACUUGCAUUUUAUGCAUAAUAUAAUAAUGAGAGCGCUACAGGUGAUCAGCACUUACAUGCUGAAUUAAAAAGUGAAAUAAGUAGAGUUAUUUAACUGUCUUAAAUUAUAAUCUACGCGGCUAUAAAUACGACAGUCAGACAUGCAAAUUAUGAUUGACUUUUUAACUACGUUUAUUUUCAACACUCACCGUUUGUAACGAGCGUCGUGUAGUAACAGUUUUAGACCUAAUAUUUUGGGCUAAUAUUUUGACUUGUUUUCAACAGUUUUCGGCCGCCAUUGCCAAAAGCGGAUGUCUUAUUUAGGAUUGUUGAGGCUGGCGUAACGCUGCUCUCAGUCAAUCAAAGAACGGAAGUCAGAAGUUAGUUUCAGGAGACUACUGUAGACUAAGUAGACUAGUAGCCUAUAGGGCACAGGAGGUAGAAAGAAAACAGAUGCGGAUGCACCACUGUUGGCAGCUAUUGUGUAUUCACCUGUUGAUCUUUGCACAUGACCUUUGCUCUGGCUACGCAUUAUAUACUAGCUUGUUGUUAAUAAACAGGAUACAGAGUACGUAAAACAUACUUUGGCGUUUAUAUUUAGCCUGGCAGGGCUAACAGAAGAUAUACGAGUCGUCGCAGCGAGGACUGUGCAAGCGUAUGAGUUAGGGGCUAGUGUCAGUUUCCAACUAGCGUGCUAAAUUUAGUCCGCUUGUGCUGAGCAAGUUCACAUGAACACAAACGCGUGAUUACCAACAGAUCAGUGAGAGACCAACGAGUCAUUUGGGGGUAAAAUACUCCCGUGCUCCACCUGUGCUCUGCUCCUCUUUGUGUUUACUUUUUGUCAUGACUGCUCUGCCCAUGGAGUGUGUGUGCUGGGUCCCUCUCUUAAUGAACUGAAGAGGCCGGGCAUAUUAUUUAUUUAUUUACUGAACCUUCUAUACACAAUGAUAUGCAUCCAUAUUAUACGGCUCUUCAGAAUGUUCCAAAAAGUUCUGUUGAUUUAAAUGGGCCACCCCAACGUACGCAGGUCCGUAAUUUCUUGAUAUUCACCGCUGCGAAAAGAUAUUCACCGCUGUCAUUGGCAACUGGUUGAAGCAGUGAAGCCAUGGACCCAUCAGAUGAGGCAUCGGGGGGCCAGGGCCUGAACAGUUCAGACCUUCUGGUCAGGGAAGCCUACCUGAUGGCUUACGACUACCUCGAUUACGUGCUGUCGCCGCCCGGCGCAUACCUCCCUCCCGCUCCCUGUCCUGCGGCAUCAGCGCUCCGGCACGCCGGUGACGAGCUCCUCAUCCGCUUCCCCAUCUUCUUUCGCCGCUGGCCGCGUGUCUUCCAGGAUGUGACGGAGCGCACGGCCUGCCCCAUGCUCACGGCCAUCUUGGACGAGCACUUUGGCCCCACCGUCCCCAGGAGCCGUCGCAGAGAUAUGGCCUGGAGUGCUGUGCUGUCAGUGUAUGUGCUGGCCGGACAGAUGGCCCUGCACUGCCAUGAUAAAGGCAUGGGCGGGGUGGUGCCCCAGCUGAAGGAGUGUGUGGGAGCGUAUGUGGAGAAGGUGAUAUGUCCUGAGCUCAGGGAACAUGGGGGAUGGUCUGGCUUUAUAUCUCGCUUUGGGGUGAAACAGAACCUGGAGGGUCAGGUGAAAAGAGUAUGCUACUGGACCUUACUCCUGUUAACCACAGGCAUCCUUACCUAUUUCCUGUGGAAAAGAAGAAUGUGUUGAACUCUUCUCACCCCAUCCACUGGAUUACAAAAAGAGAGACUAUUAUUACAUGCAAGAUGAAAUGCUAAUAUCAUACUUUGUGUACAAUUGUUCUUAAAAAGUUAAAAGUCAGUUUAGGCCUAAGCUCCAUUUUAUGUGGUUCUCCGGGACAUAAACAUUACAUGAUGUUAAUCUAGUAAAGCGUAUCCCACCCAGGGCUGUGAACAGACAUUUUGGGGGGCAGGUGCUCAAUCUAAAAAAGUGCACUCCUCUCACUGACAAUUAUUUAUAUAAAAAAAAAUACAAAUAAAGUUACCUGCAGGAGCACAUUAUUAAUUUCUGUAUGUAUUCGAUUGCCUGUUUGUUUCAUGUUGUGAGUAGGUCUAUGAACUAUAGCCUAGCACGCCUUUAUUAACCCAUAACCUAUCAAUAAUAAUAAUAAUAAUAAUAAAACUUUAUUUAUAUAGCA
Messenger RNA from Clupea harengus (Atlantic herring), 3121 nucleotides. RefSeq names its product BCL2 like 16 (gene bcl2l16). NCBI's taxonomy places the organism in Eukaryota, Metazoa, Chordata, Actinopteri, Clupeiformes, Clupeidae. Gene Ontology annotation, biological process: intrinsic apoptotic signaling pathway in response to DNA damage; regulation of apoptotic process; release of cytochrome c from mitochondria. Gene Ontology annotation, molecular function: BH domain binding. The record is from RefSeq and is a predicted model, not a curated record. Gene Ontology annotation, cellular component: mitochondrial outer membrane.